AUUUUCCAUGAUUUCCCCCAUUGUUUAUCACCAUAGAUUUCUGUCCAAAAGAAUCUUGCUGAGGGAAUUGUAGUAUCACAAAAAACUCCUAAUCUGUUUAUUACUACAUUUAUCUUCAAUGUUAAUUUGGCCAAUUCAUACAUUUUCAUGUAAAUCUGUUACUUACAUAAACCCCCAGAGGAAUUAAAAAAAUAUACAACCCCCCCAUCAUAAACAAUUGCAUAUUAUUUCAGGGUUAUUGGAAUUGGAAAUGGAUCAAGAAAUUCCCCAUAUGAAAGAAGGUAUCCACCCUCAUUCAGGAACUGACCAACCUCGAACGAAUGACGAGGUGAAAUGAUAUCCAAUCAGAACGGUGAAAAAAUGUCACGCAGGCAUGGUGGCAGUGUCAAUAUUGUCGUUGAGCUUGCUUUUGUUGCCAUGAAGUCACUGGUGUUGUUCUAGUUAUCAGAAAGCCACUAUAUGUAAGAUUGUCUCCUACCAAGACAAACAUUUAACAACACAUAUCUAUCUGAAUGUUCCGCAUGAUUCUGAACGCGUCCACUAGUAUACCUUGCGUUACGUCUGGAAUCCUGCGUUCAUCUGCGCAGCUUUCAUUCUCCACUGGUUCUAUUCCGAGAGUAGUUUGCGGCAGAGCGCUUUCCAAACAGCACCAACUCAAAGCAGGGUUAGGGUUGAUCUUAUAGAUGUCAGACUGAAGACAGUCCGAGCCACCACUGGUACUGACACAGAGAUAGGUUUAGUAAAGUAGGGCUGGACACAGGUGGACUUUCACGUCGUCGGCGUUGUGACAACAACAUAGACCAACGCAAUGAGCAGCAAUAAUGAACUCCGCUUUGAUCCAAAGGAGCACCAGCACCUGCGCUACAACCCCCUCCGGGACACGUGGGUUCUGGUGUCGGCCCACAGGAUGAAGAGACCUUGGAGUGGCCAGGUGGAGAAGGAAGAGGAGGACCAAGUACCUCAACACGACCCAAACAACCCCCUCUGUCCUGGGAACACCAGGGCCAACGGAGAGGUGAACCCAGACUACAACAACACAUUUGUGUUUGAGAAUGACUUCCCAGCCCUGCAGCCUAAUGCUCCUGACCCAGGAUAUAACCAACAUCCACUGUUCCAGUCUAAAGCAGCCAGGGGCGUCUGCAAGGUGAUGUGUUUCCACCCCUGGUCUGACGUCACACUGCCUCUCAUGACGCUUCCUGACAUCAUCAAAGUGAUUGACAAGUGGGCAGAACUGAUGGUGGAUCUAGGCUCCACCUACCCCUGGGUCCAGAUCUUUGAGAAUAAAGGAGCAAUGAUGGGCUGUUCCAACCCCCAUCCUCACUGCCAGGUGUGGGCCAGUAACUUCCUGCCUAAUGAAGCCACCCUGUCGGACCGCUGUCAGAGAGAAUACCUGAAGACCCACGGAGAACCUCUACUGCUGCAGUACGCUAAGAUGGAGGCAGAAAGACAGGAGCGUGUAGUGGUGCAGAAUGCUGAUUGGCUGGCUGUGGUUCCAUACUGGGCCACCUGGCCGUUCCAGACGUUGCUGUUACCACGGAGACAUGUCCAGAGACUGACUAACCUCACCGCCCAGGAGAGAGAGGGACUGGCCUCCAUUAUGAAGAGACUCUUGACUAAAUAUGAUAACCUGUUUCAGAUCUCCUUCCCCUACUCCAUGGGCUGGCACGGCGCCCCUACCGGCCCCUAUCUUAAAGAGGACCAGUUCCACUGGCAGCUCCAUGCUCACUAUUACCCCCCCCUGCUCCGAUCUGCCGGUGUACGCAAGUUCAUGGUGGGAUAUGAAAUGCUGGCGCAGGAGCAGAGAGACCUUACACCUGAACAGGCUGCUGAACGACUGAGGAACCUUCCAGAAGAACACUACAAGACCAUUGAGACGGCAGGAGAGAUUGGUGGAGAGACAACUCUGGCCCUACCACGUCACACCUCUACCAAACCUCUGACUCUACCACAACUCUGACCCUACCACACCUCUGAUCCUGACCCUACCACACCUCUGACCUUACCACACCUCUGACCCUACCACACCUCUGAUCCUGACCCUACCACACCUCUGACCCUACCACACCUCUGACCCUACCACACCUCUGACCCUACCACCACUAUGACCCUACCACACCUCAGAUCCUGACCCUACCACACCUCAGAUCCUGACCCUACCACACCUCUGACCCUACCACACCUCAGAUCCUGACCCUACCACAACUCAGAUCCUGACCCUACCACACCUCUGACCCUACCACGCCUCUGACCCUACCACGCCUCUGACCCUACCACACCUCUGACCCUACCACACCUCUGACCCUAUCACACCUCUGAUCCUACCACACCUCUGACCCUACCACACCUCUGACCCUACAACACCUCUGACCCUACAACACCUCUGACCCUACAACACCUCUGACCCUACCACCACUAUGACCCUACCACACCUCAGAUCCUGACCCUACCACACCUCAGAUCCUGACCCUACCACACCUCUGACCCUACCACACCUCUGACCCUACAACACAUCUGACCCUACCACAUCUCUGACCCUACUACACCUCUGACCCUACUACACCUCUGACCCUACAACACCUCUGAUCCUGACCCUACCACACCUCAGAUCCUGACCCUACCACACCUCUGACCCUACCACACCUCUGACCCUACCACACCUCUGACCCUACCACCACUAUGACCCUACCACACCUCUGACCCUACUACACCUCUGACCCUACUACACCUCUGACCCUACUACACCUCUGACCCUACCACACCUCUGACCCUACUACACCUCUGACCCUACUACACCUCUGACCCUACUACACCUCUGACCCUACCACACCUCUGACCCUACUACACCUCUGAUCCUGAUCCUACCACACCUCUGACCCUACCACACCUCUGAUCCUGACCCUACCACACCUCUGACCCUACUACACCUCUGACCCUACCACACCUCUGACCCUACCACACCUCUGACCCUACCACACCUCUGACUUUAACUCUGUCACAGGAUCAUCAAGUAGACUCAGCAGCAUACCGCCAGUUGGUGAACCCUGGUCUAUCACAUUGACAUUAGAUAUUAAAGUAUGAAUAACAGGAAGUGCCUAUCAAAACAGUUUGAUACAAAUAAUACUAGAUCUCUUUUUGGGAAGACAAAUAUAUAACAUUGCUGAUGGUGCCUUCAGAAAGUUUUCACACCCCUUUUUGUUGCUUCAGUAAAAAUGUAUUUUAGAUUAAGAUGUUAUGUCACUGGCCUACACACAAUACCCCAUAAUGUUAAAUUGGAAUAAUGUUUGUAAAUUGAUAAAAAUAAAAAGUUAAAACGUCUUGAGUCAAUAA
This is a messenger RNA of Oncorhynchus keta (chum salmon), 3327 nucleotides long. RefSeq names its product galactose-1-phosphate uridylyltransferase (gene galt). Bases 809 to 1957 code for a protein of 382 amino acids. Gene Ontology annotation, cellular component: cytoplasm. Gene Ontology annotation, molecular function: zinc ion binding; UDP-glucose:hexose-1-phosphate uridylyltransferase activity. Gene Ontology annotation, biological process: beta-D-galactose catabolic process via UDP-galactose, Leloir pathway. The transcript has 10 exons. The record is from RefSeq and is a predicted model, not a curated record. NCBI's taxonomy places the organism in Eukaryota, Metazoa, Chordata, Actinopteri, Salmoniformes, Salmonidae.